Molecule: messenger RNA, 2547 nt
Organism: Numida meleagris (helmeted guineafowl)
Lineage: Eukaryota; Metazoa; Chordata; Aves; Galliformes; Numididae
Gene: PIGR
Product: polymeric immunoglobulin receptor
Exons: 12
Coding region: 317-2254 (645 amino acids)
Cellular component (GO): plasma membrane
Molecular function (GO): transmembrane signaling receptor activity
Source: RefSeq, a predicted model, not a curated record
GGAGGCUGCAUCCGCAGCCAAGUGCCAGCGGAGCCAGGAGGAGCAUUGGCUGCCCUGCUCCCACGUGGCUCAGGGCUCACUUGGGCUUGGAUGCUGUUCCCUUAAGGCACAACAGGUGGAAAUGCAGGGCUAGAAGUAUGAGUAUUUAAAACAGGCUGGCACUGCCUGAGCCUGGUGUCCUGGAGGGAGGCAGGACAGACAGACAGACAUACAGGAGGUGCUGGGGUCAUCCACGGAGCCAGGAGUGGUGAAGCAAAGAGAAAGCAAGAAGAGCAAAUUGGUCUGCAGAAGUGACCUGAAGUGGAAUGCAAGAAGAAUGACUUUACUGGCAUUCAUCCUCCUGCUCUCCUUCCUCUCAGCUGAAUCUGCAAGAAGUAAAUAUCCUCCCACGUCAGCCUUAAACCCGGUGUUCGGACCGCAGCAGGUGUACGGCCUGAUCGAUGGCUCUGUCACCAUCAAGUGCUUCUACCCUCCCACCACGGUGAACAGACAUGACAGGAAGUAUUGGUGCAGGGAAUCCUCCAGGAGCUGCGUGACCGUGGUAUCCUCCAGAGGGUACAGGGCACGGGGCUACCAGGGCAGGGCUGCCAUCACCGACUUCCCAGAGCAGGGCGUCAUGCUGAUCAACAUCUCCCAGCUGGCCUUGGCAGACCGGGGCACCUACCAGUGUGGCAUCGGGAUCAAUGGCAAAGGGCUCUCCUACAGGGUCACCCUGGAUAUUUCUGAAGGUCCAAACAUACCCGAGGAAGCUGAGCUCUUCUACGUGGAGCUGCACGGCUCCGUGACCAUGAGCUGUGACUUCGGGGCGGAGUAUGCCAGCGAGAGGAAGUUCUUGUGCAAGUUGGAGAAGAGCGGCUGCCGCAACAUCAUCAAUACGUAUGGGGAAAUAGAUUCGGAAUUCCAAGGGAGGGUGCUGCUGAGCAACGAUAACACGGAGGGCGCGUUCAGCGUCAUGAUAACCCAGGUGGACUGGGACGAUGCUGGCCUGUACCUGUGCGGGGUUGGCUUCCACGGGCAGAGUGGAGAAACGAAGGAGCUGGAUUUGCACGUCUAUGAGAGGUCAAAAGUUCCACAAGGAAAGCACACGAUAUUUGGAGUAAAAGGAAGUUCAGCAACCAUCGAAUGCCACUACGAUCCUGCCAAAAAUUACUCGCUGAAGUACUUGUGCAAAUGGAGAACGACGGGGUGUGCUCGGAUCAUAGAUAACACCGGCUUCUUGCCGGGCCCUUACGAAGGACGAGUGGCCAUGUUUGACAACCCAAAGAAUGGCACAUUCAGCAUCGUCCUGAACCAACUGCGCAGCAGCGAUGAGGGCUACUACUGGUGCAUGACAGACGAUCACAGGGAGAGGAAAACAUCGAAGGAGCUGAAGAUCAUAGAAGGAGAGCCUGCAUUAACGGGAAAGCAGGAAGUGCAGGCAGAAGUGGGCUCCCGGGUCGACUUAACGUGCUCCUACUCAUGCAAGUACUACUCCUACGAGAAGUACUGGUGCAAAUGGAGCAGCGACGGCUGCACCCCGCUGACUGCCUCUGACCAAAGCCAGCCGGGGCUGGAUGUCAGCUGUGACACCGCCAACAAAACGCUCAUCCUGAGCCUGGACCCUGUGACUGUGGAGGACCAGGGGUGGUACUGGUGUGGGGUGAGGCGAGAUGGCCACUAUGGGGAGACCAUGGCUGUGUUCCUGCAGGUGAAUGGAGGGAAAGCCGCCGACGUCAGCCCGGAGCUCCUGGAACUGGAAGCCAGCAAUGCUGCAGCUUCUGAAGGGGCUGUUCCUCAGGGCAGAGCCAACAGCGAUGCUGGGGUGCAAAGGGCAGCUGCCUCAGAAAGCUCCGAGCAGAGCUCUGGCUCCAACACUCUUCCUUUAGUCCUGGGCCCCAUUGGCGCAGUGAUCCUGGUCCUCUCUACAGGUUUUGCUGUCUUUAAAUACCGUCAGAUCAGGCGAUCAGAUCUGGUGUCGGUGGGCAGCUACAGGACCAACAUCAGCAUGUCAGACUUCGAGAACGCAAGGGAGUACGGAGCAAACGACAACGCCUGCAUGAAGCAGAGCCAGGAGACCCAGCUAGGAGGGGAUGAAUUCGUCACCACGAUAGCCAACGCUGAAAGUGCCGCCGAGACAAAGAAGGCAAAACGGGGCUCCAAGGAGGACCUCGCCUACUCCGCUUCGCUCCUCACUCCCAGCACCAUCACCCAGAGCCCCGUGGGGGAUGGCACGACCCCGGCUGCAGCCCCCCCAGUGUGGGCUGGCUUGGCCUGAGGCUUGGAGCAGUGAUUCAGCCAGAAUCGUAGAGGAACUCCGAGGCUGAGCCCCAACAGCCCCAGCGCAGCCAGGGCCCUCUGCCAUGCUCCCAAAGACCAGAAGAUGCAUUUUUUUUUAAUCUCUUUUUUUUUUUAAAUCUCUUUUUUUUUUUUUUUCCCCUGGAAAUCCCUUUAGGACAAUGCCUUUUGCUUUUGAUUCCCCUCUGCUCUCCUGGUCACAGGGCAGCCCCUGCAGACCAGGAGUGCCUGGGGUGUUCGUGACCAAUAAAGAUACAAGCAGCUUUCAGCAGA